This is a messenger RNA of Cynoglossus semilaevis (tongue sole), 2051 nucleotides long. RefSeq names its product LTV1 ribosome biogenesis factor (gene ltv1). The transcript is spliced from 11 exons. Gene Ontology annotation, cellular component: nucleus; cytosol; preribosome, small subunit precursor. The record is from RefSeq and is a predicted model, not a curated record. Gene Ontology annotation, biological process: ribosomal small subunit biogenesis; ribosomal small subunit export from nucleus. NCBI's taxonomy places the organism in Eukaryota, Metazoa, Chordata, Actinopteri, Pleuronectiformes, Cynoglossidae.
GUAGAAUGGUUCCUUCCAAAGAUGGCGGCGGCAGCAACAGUAUAAACAACGUGCUGAGCAGUAGGCAUUUAGGAGAGUUGUGAGAUAAUUACCUGUUUCUAGAUUACAUUUAAUUUUCAUCGUUCACCAGGCACCCGUGCUUUGGUUGUAGGGCCUCUUUGAAACAAACCUCGGAAAAAACAUCGUCAAAGUUCAGGGCUGACAUGCCUUACAGAAAGAAGAAAAGUUUUAUUGAAAAGAAGAAGGCGGUGACCUUUCACCUGGUCCACAGGAGUCAGAGAGACCCCCUGGCUGCAGAUGAGAACGCUCCGCAGCAUGUCCUUCUGCCUGCCACCAAAGUGGAGGCAGAGAAACGUCGUGAGGAGCAGAGGGACUUUGGCGUUUUCUUUGAUGACGACUAUAACUACCUGCAGCAUCUGAAGGAGGCAUCAGCACCAUCAGAGCUUGUUGUGUCUGGAGCCGGUAGACGGUCUGUGAACUUCCUGGACCAGGAUGGAGACAAGAAGCAGGAGGCUGAAGAGAGCAGAGACAUUCCUCAGGAAUCGUCCAUUAGCCUGCCGUCGUCAGUGUUCGCAUCAGAGUUUGAAGAGGAAGUGGGUCUUCUGAACAAAGCUGCUCCAAUCUCAGGACCCCGUCUGGACUUUGACCCAGACAUCGUGGCUGCUCUGGACGAAGACUUUGACUACGAUGACCCCAACAACGUCCUGGACGAUGACUUCAUCAUCAAGGCCAACGCAGCAGUGUCAAAAGCAAACAGUCAGGACAAAGAUGAGUAUGAUGAUGAUGAUGAUGAUGAUGAGUGAGAGGACACCGAUGAGGAGGGUAAUGUUGACUCAGAGGGAGCUCUGUCAGGUGAGGAGGACGUCCGGGGCGAGGAGUUUUUGUUCUCAGACGAGGAGACGAAGAGUCGCUUCACAGAAUACUCCAUGACGUCAUCAGUGAUGCGGAGGAAUGAGCAGCUCAGUCUGCUAGACGAUCGAUUCGAGAAGUUUUAUGAACAGUUUGACGACGAUGAGAUCGGUGCUCUGGACAACGCAGAGCUGGAGGGAUUUAUCCAGCCGGACAGCGCUCGUCUGGAGGAGGUCAUCAAAGACUACUUCAUACAGAAGGAGAAAGAUUUUCUGAGGCCUGAAGACCUGGGUCCAAAAGAACUUCCUGUGGUGAGGGAAGAAGAUGAAGAUGAGGAAGAGGAGGAGAUGGAGACGGUUGUCGUGGAGGCUCCAGAGGAGAAGUGGGACUGUGAAACCAUCAUCAGCACAUACUCUAACAUCUACAACAGACCCAAAGUGAUCAAAGAUCCACCAAAGCCAAAGCAGAUCCACGUGUCCAGCAAGACGGGCAUCCCUCUAGACGUCCUUCCCAGCAGAGGCCCCACGGCGAAACAGGUGGAGCGAAUGACGAGGAUCAAUGAUGUCGAUCUGCCCCGUGUCUGCACCCUGCCUCGACACAAAGACGAGAGCAGUGACGAGAGGAGAGCUAGGAAACAGGCCAUCAAAGAGGAGCGCAAGGAGCGACGCGCGGAGAAGAAGGCCAACAGGACGGCCUUCAAGGAGGAGAAAGUGCGACAGGAGAAGCAGCUGCUUAACGUCAGGGCCAACCUGCAGGGGCUGAAGCUCUAGCAGACCACAGGGGGGCGCUCCACACCCCACACUCAGACUCUGAUGUCAGCAGAGGACAGGCAGGCCACACCCCCCACAGUGGCCUUCUUCUUGCAGAAGGAGCAAAGGUGACUUCUCACUGCUCACCACCCUUUGCCCCAUGGAAAAACACACUUUCUAGAACUUGUAAAUGUAAAUUCCCUUUUCAUAGAAGCCAACAUAAUGAUCAAGUGUACGGAGGUAACAAAUAAUUAAAAAAAAUAUAUACAAUAAUGCCAUGAUUUGUAUGUAAUAAAACUAGUCUGACAGAGGUGAUGGUGACAAAAAUAUCUCCAGCCUGUUUAGCAGGACUUAUUGCUUUAGUGUGUGGGAGUGCCAGCUCCAGAUUUCAUUUACUUCCUUCUGUAAAUCUGUGUACAGUAAUAAUAAAGGGACAGUUGGGGAUUUUCACCA